UUUAAACACACCCUAGACAUAGAGUUCCAAAACAAAGUUCGCGUCUUUUUCCUCAUUGUUACCCCCCCCCAAUUUCCUUCGCAUACCUAGGGUUAGGGUUUUCAUUGCGAUUUUACAUAUUUUCUAAAUCACUUUCUAUUUAAGUUAGAAGAUUUAAUUUGGAUUCCGUUUCGACUUAUCUCGGAUUUCUCAUCAAUCCGUUGGUUUUAAUUUUUUCCUGUUCCGUCGGGAGUUUCGAUUAUCCCUUUUCCCUUCUUUAUCGAAUUCUGAUCUUUCAGUCGUUAAGUUUCUAAAGAAUGCCUCCUAGAAUGGUGAAGAGAGGAGCUGUGGCCGGUGGUUCAAAGAGAACGCCGAGGAACACUAGAGGCGCAUCUAAAUCCGAGAAUCCACCAGCGGAGCCUGCACAAGAGGCCGUGAAUGCAAAGGAGGCUUCAAUUCCAGUUGAGGAGGUCGUGGAGGCAGUUAAGGUUGAUGAGAAACCAACUCCGGAACAAAAAGAGGUGAUCGAGGAGGGAAACACCGGUUUAAAUUUGAAUUCCAAUGGGUCGGUUUCGAUGAAGAAAGAGAAUGACUCACAGGAGUCUAUGGAGGAGUAUGAAAAAGAUGAGAGGUUAGAAUUGGAUGAUAAUGAACCUGAAUAUGAAGCUGAAGAAUAUGGUGGGGUGGAUUAUGACGAGAAGGAGAUGGAUCCUGAUGAAGUGGAAGAUGAAGUAGAGGAAGUGAUUGAGGAGGAGCAGGAUGGUGAGGACGAAGAUAUUCAUGAAGUUGAAGUAGAAGGUGAUGCUGAUGAUGAUGAGCAUCCUGGGGAGGAAGCAGAGCAUGCAGAUUUGGAUGAUGCAACCGAGCAUGAAGAGCGACAUGAAGUUGUUCAAGAGAGACGCAAGCGUAAAGAGUUUGAAGUGUUUGUUGGGGGCUUAGACAAGGAUGCUACCGAAGAUGAUAUCAGGAAAGUGUUCAACCAAGUGGGUGAAAUUGUUGAAGUUAGGUUGAUGAUGAACCCUCAAACAAAGAAGAACAAGGGCUUUGCUUUCUUGCGAUUUGCAACUAUAGAACAAGCAAAACGUGCAUAUACUGAACUUAGGAAUCCCGUGAUCAAUGGAAAACAGUGUGGUGUUACCCCAAGUCAAGACAGUGACACCCUUUUUCUGGGUAAUAUAUGCAAGACAUGGACAAAGGAAGCAUUGAAAGAGAAGUUGAAACAUUACGGAGUUGACAAUGUUGAGGACUUAACGUUGGUCGAAGACAGCAACAAUGAAGGAAUGAAUCGAGGCUUUGCAUUUUUGGAAUUUGCAUCCCGUUCAGAUGCGAUGGAUGCUUUUAAGUGUCUUCAACGGAGAGAUGUUUUAUUUGGGGUUGAUAGGCCUGCAAAGGUUUCUUUUGCAGAUUCCUUCAUCGAUCCAGGUGAUGAAAUCAUGGCACAGGUUAGGACCAUAUUUAUUGAUUGCCUGCCUCCUUCUUGGGAUGAGGAUCGCGUUAGAGAGCUACUGAAGAAGUAUGGGGAGAUAGAAAAGAUUGAACUUGCCCGGAACAUGCCAUCUGCUGACAGGAAGGAUUAUGGUUUUGUCACAUUUGAUACUCAUGAUGCUGCUGUCACAUGUGCUAAGAGCAUUAAUAAUACCGAGUUGGGCGAAGGUGACAUCAAGGCCAAAGUUAGAGCCAGGUUAUCGAGACCACAUCAAAGAGGCAGAGGUAAGAACGUCAGCCGUGAUAGUUUCAGGUCUGGGCGUGGAUCUGGACGAGUAGUUAGGGGUUCAUGGGUUCGUCCUGAUUCACGUGGUUAUGCUACUCGUGGGAUGAGAGGAAUUAGUAGCCGUGCCCCUCCACCCAGUCUAAAGAGGCCUGUUGGACUAAGAGAUAGACGUCCUCUCAUGUCUGCACCAGCUAGAGGCAGACCUUUAUCACCUCCCCCUUCUAGAUCCUAUGACAGAAGAGCCCCUGUUAUGCCAUAUCCAAAGGGUAGCUUUAAGAGGGAAUAUAGUCAACGUGAUGAGCUUCCUCCUCCAAGGAGCAGAGAAGUUAUGGAUUAUGGAUCUAGGGUUGUCCCUGAUAGACGAUCCACAUAUAGAGAAGAAUAUUCUUCUCGCAACCCUGGUUACUUUGAUUUGCCUAGAACCACAUCUCGUAAUGCAGCGAGAAGACCGUAUGGAGAUGAUGCAUAUGCCCAAAGAUUUGAAAGACCUCCUCCUAGUUAUCGUGAGGGGCGUGGCCGUGAUUAUGACACUAUUUCUGGCUCAAAAAGGCCAUAUCCUGUUAUGGAUGAUGUCCCUCCACGAUAUGCUGAUGAUGGUCCGAGGCAUUCAAGGGCUCGUCUAGACUAUGAACUUGCUGGUGGUGCUCCUCCAUAUGUGGAUGCAUAUGGUGAUAGGCUUGGGAGAUCCAAUCUAGGAUACGGUGGCAGCAGGAAUUCUAUAUCUAGUCAGACCUCACAUGGGCUAUAUGGCAGUCGUCAGGGCAUGGGCUAUGGUGGAGGUUCUUUUAGCAGCAGUGAUGUUGGAGGAAUGUACUCAUCCUCUGGUUAUGGUGGUGAUUACAUACCUAGGGGAUCUGGUGUUGGUGGUAGCUCUUACUCAUCCAUGUACUCCAGUCGUGGUAUGGGUGGUAGCAGUUACAUGGGUGGUGGGGGUGGUUCUGGGUCAUACUACUGAUCGGCUGCUAUUUCUUUUCUCCCUUGUUAUUGUUUGAUGAAGCAUCUCUAUAUGAAGCUGUGCUCUCCAACUUGAGUUAUAUGGAUUUUGGGGGAAAUUUCUGUUUCUCAUUAUGAAGCAUCAUGAAAUGGUUUAUAGUUGUUUUGGCAAGUUGUUGGUAAAUGAAACCCUUGUGGAGGCAGUGCCUUACAAAUUGGGCUUAGAAGAGAAAUGAUUUUGGAAAAGUAGAAUUCUAAUUUGCUCAGAAAUCAAUGAAGCUGUGGGUUUUUAUGUUGGUGAUUUAAAAAAUGCUUUUUUAAGAAAACAUACUGAGCACAACCUUUAGUUGGAGUUGCAAUUUGUUGAAAUCAUUGGCUUUUUACUAAAUUGUACUUGAGAAUAAGUGAGUUGCCUUCCCUCCCCCCAAGUAUUUUAGUGACGUUAUAAGUUAAUAAGAUGCACUUCGAACUUUAUGCUUGAGAAGUGUAAAAAGUAUGGUCUAACAAGAUGUAUAAUGUCAUACCUACGGGGUCUUCAUUAUGUUCAAUGAUAUUUAGUCCAUGGGUGGUUUAUUCUCAGUUCAAUGUGAAUAUUUAAGCAUAACGUCAUGUAAAGUAUUAAUGUAGGAUCAAAAUUGUUAGUUAACAGGCGAAUGGUUGGCCAGAUCUGCCACCGUUACUGAGCUCUUCACAGUUAAAAACUUGAUUGGUAUGCUUGUUCCAUCUCGCUUGGGCUGGUGCUUUAAAAUUAUUAGCAGGACUGCUACUUGUUUAGCAACCCAGCACUUUGACAUGAUGCUGGUUCUUGCUUUUGUAGUUUUUUUAUUCAUGUUAUUUUGGUCUCAAAUAAACUUGCGGGAUAGUGCAACAACAAGGCAACCAUGAUGCUGUAUAUACUAUAUUGCCUGUGGUGUUUUUUCUGGCUUGCUCUUUUUCCCCCUUUGGAAAUUUAGUUACUUUGGCAAAUAUAUGGAUUUAUUGGUUGUAUCUGUGCUUGUUUCCGAGUUUGGGGGUCCAAAUCUUAUGUGCUCUGGGACUGGCCUGCGAAAAGGAGAGGAUCACAAGUUACUAAUUCAGUAAUAAAAUUAGGGGUGAGAGCGUAACUGCAUGCCUUCAUGAACAGACUAGGCAUAAGGAAGAGAAGGCAAUAUCUGUUUUUGAUGAAUGGCACAACUUCUAUGGUAGGCAUUGGCUCGUGGGUCUUUGCUGAUAACAUUAGUGCACAACUCUGUUCCCAAACAUUUUCUUCCUUAUUAUUUAUCCUGACUUUUUUUUGCCCUUAUAUCAAGUGCUCUUUUGCCCCAUUCUUCAUUA
Messenger RNA from Gossypium raimondii (Peruvian cotton), 3937 nucleotides. RefSeq lists its product as uncharacterized. Gene Ontology annotation, molecular function: mRNA binding. The coding region runs from base 297 to 2645 and encodes 782 amino acids. The transcript has 12 exons. NCBI's taxonomy places the organism in Eukaryota, Viridiplantae, Streptophyta, Magnoliopsida, Malvales, Malvaceae. The record is from RefSeq and is a predicted model, not a curated record. Gene Ontology annotation, cellular component: nucleus.